This is a messenger RNA of Saprolegnia diclina VS20, 1224 nucleotides long. RefSeq lists its product as hypothetical. The record is from RefSeq and is a predicted model, not a curated record. NCBI's taxonomy places the organism in Eukaryota, Oomycota, Saprolegniomycetes, Saprolegniales, Saprolegniaceae. The transcript has a single exon. Bases 86 to 1138 code for a protein of 350 amino acids.
AAGAUCUCGGUAAAGGAACCCCGUACACGAUCGUUGAAGGCUCGCUUCGAGGUACUGGUCCGACUUGCAGGUGGCUUGAGCAACAAUGAAUGGCUCACUUUUCAACACGCCGCCUUCCAUGAAGUUGGCUCUAUUCCUCGUGCACGGCUCCCAACGCAAGGCUGUCGCCCCCGAACGGGACGCCAAGGUGGAAGCUCGAGUCAUUGCGGGAGAGCCGCUUGACGACAAGACCACGGCGUCGGCAGCAACACUCGAUGAUGCUGUCAUGGCUGCGACCGACGACCCGAACAAGAUGCCUCCGGCAGCGCCCAGCGACUCGACGACGGCUUCGACGACAGUAGCGGCCUCGCUCACGGACAAGACCAAGACGUUCAAGGCGACUAAGGCAGUGUUGCGUCUGAACAUGGCUCGUCUGCGUCAUGAAGCGGACGACGAGCGACACGCUCUCGAGGGGACCUCGUCCAUUUUUGAUCUGUCAGACCGUUAUCGUAACAGCUUGGAGCCUGUCUUGACCGACGCGGUGCUUUUUGACAGCCUCGUCUUUGGGUGCGGCGCGGUCCCGGCGAUUGCCAAUCACUUUCCAACGCUCUUUGACUCGACGGAGCUGCCGAGCCCUGAGGCACUGAACAUCGACGGCGCCGUCCGCUUCGGCCAGUACGCCUACUACCUCGCCGAGGUCCCGACGUCGGUCAACUACGUCAACGUGGUGCUCUCUGACUCGAUCGCGGGGCUUGCGGCGCUUCGCCGGGCAACGUCGGCCCACCGCCGAGUAUACGCCUCGGUCUUGCAUGUCGAAGUGCCGACGCCCGACAUCUCCAUCGUGGCCCUAGGCGCCGUCGAAUGGCGGGCCAUCUUCGAGUUUGUCGACGAGAUGGAGCUGGCCAAGGAUCUCUUCGCCGCCAUGUUCUUGCGGCUGCGUGCCGUGCGCAUUGCAACGGCCUUCACGCACCCAUCACGGCUCUCGACGCUCCACCACUGGCUCAUGGUCGAGCAGUGCGAGGGAAUGUGCGUCGCGCGCGAGCAGCACGUGUCAUUGGACGCGACGAUUGCCGAUCUGAAAGACGCGAUCGAAAGAGUCCCAAAGCUAUCUCCGGAGGAAGAGGCCGCGUUUGAUGCCCUCUUUACGCGAGCGGCGUAGCGUCAAAUUGCACGUUGAGGCACAAUAACUUGUAGCCGAGAGAUUUCUAAGAACAUAAAUGUCAUGCCAUAAGGGUCGAUUCAGAG